Messenger RNA from Ceratitis capitata (Mediterranean fruit fly), 1123 nucleotides. RefSeq names its product S-formylglutathione hydrolase. The coding region runs from base 58 to 945 and encodes 295 amino acids. Gene Ontology annotation, molecular function: S-formylglutathione hydrolase activity. NCBI's taxonomy places the organism in Eukaryota, Metazoa, Arthropoda, Insecta, Diptera, Tephritidae. Gene Ontology annotation, cellular component: cytosol. The record is from RefSeq and is a predicted model, not a curated record. Gene Ontology annotation, biological process: formaldehyde catabolic process. The transcript has 2 exons.
UCAUUUUGUAUUCAUUCCGUUCUUCGUUCAUUUUACCGGUAGGCCAUUGAUAACUUUAUGAGGUUUAUCAAAAUUUUGAGUUGCAAGAUGGCCAUGAAACUUCUGUCCAGUGUAAAGUGUUUCGGUGGUGAGCAGCGGAUUUAUUCGCAUGCAUCUGAGGUUUUGGGAUGUGAAAUGAAAUUUGGAGUCUACAUGCCUCCCUCUGCAGUUGAAGAUCAUGCCGAGUGCCCUGUUCUAUAUUUCCUCAGUGGUCUCACAUGCACACAAGACAACUUUAUUCAAAAAUCGUGUUUUCAACAACAUGCCGCAAAACAUGGGAUUGUUGUAGUUAAUCCAGACACAUCGCCCCGUGGCUUGAACCUACCUGGCGAAGAUGAUCAUUGGGACUUUGGCAGCGGUGCUGGCUUUUAUGUGGAUGCAACUGAAGCUCCUUGGUCUAAAAACUAUAAGAUGUACUCAUAUGUUACUCAAGAAUUGCCUAAAUUAGUAAAUGCUAACUUGCCGGUAUUACCGAAUAAAAGAGGUAUUUUUGGACAUAGCAUGGGUGGUCACGGUGCUUUAAUUUGUGCUUUGAAGAACCCUGGCGUAUAUCAAUCUGUAUCUGCAUUUGCACCUAUAUCCAAUCCAAUCAAUUGCCCAUGGGGUAAGAAGGCUUUCAAUGGAUAUUUGGGUGGAAACGAGGAGACAUGGAAAAAUUGGGAUGCCACAGAAUUGGCUACUGCGUAUGCUGGCAAUCCAUUAGAGAUUCUUGUGGACCAAGGAUCGCAAGAUAAUUUUUACAAAGAAAAACAAUUACUACCGGAAAAUCUGUUGAAUGCAGCUGCGGAAAAUGACCAUCUCCAAUUGAUUUAUAAAAAUCGAGAGGGCUAUGAUCAUAGCUACUUCUUCAUUGCAACUUUCCUUGGCGAACAUUUCGAUCAUCAUGCGAAAUUCUUAAAGGCAUAAUAUUUUAAAAAUUAGAUUCUGUCAAACAAAGUUUGCAGAAAAUGUGGAAUAUAGCUUAUGUAUGGCAUUUCUGUGCAUUUGCAGAUGUGGACCCAAGUUUUAUAAAUGCUUCACCACUGUAAAUUAAGUAAAUCGUUGAAAAAUUGUUUAUGUGCUGUUGGAAAUGAUAUUAAAAAUC